Messenger RNA from Penicillium waksmanii, 363 nucleotides. RefSeq lists its product as uncharacterized. NCBI's taxonomy places the organism in Eukaryota, Fungi, Ascomycota, Eurotiomycetes, Eurotiales, Aspergillaceae. The transcript has a single exon. The coding region runs from base 1 to 363 and encodes 120 amino acids. The record is from RefSeq and is a predicted model, not a curated record.
AUGAUCCUCAACGUAACAGGGACCCUCACAAAAGUGAAAUCAUUGACCUAUGUCGAUAUCGCGAUGGGACUGCUGACAAUGGUUAUCUACGUCCAAAUUGUCCCGAUAUCCUUCCUAAUGUUUUACGCCUACCGCACACAGCCCUACGAGAUCUCUAACAAGACACCACGCUCCAUGCGACCUCGGGAAUACCAGGCCAUCGACGACGAUGUUGAUGACGAGCCAUUUAUGAAUGGAUUCAAGAAGCGGUACCAGGGCGGCUGGAUGGGACUGCAUGCUUGGGCCGUCUAUCUCAGUCCACUGACAUUGUUCAUGGAUGUUAGAGAAGCGUAUGUCAUGAUCCAUGAAGCUCGGGCUGCGUAG